Molecule: messenger RNA, 1864 nt
Organism: Arvicola amphibius (Eurasian water vole)
Lineage: Eukaryota; Metazoa; Chordata; Mammalia; Rodentia; Cricetidae
Gene: Tmem139
Product: transmembrane protein 139
Exons: 4
Coding region: 843-1484 (213 amino acids)
Source: RefSeq, a predicted model, not a curated record
CUACUAGAGCACUAGAGUAGGGGCAUAAACCCAACAGAGUGAAGCUACCCAGUGUCAAGAAUCCACUUACUUUCGGGGAUUUGAAGGAGACUGAAUAGAAUCACUUCUCUUGAGAAACUCAAAGUAUAAGACCAGUAAAGAAACAGAAAGUAUUAUAUAACCAAGCAAAAGUUGGAGCAGAGAAAGGAAGGACGUGGUUAUGCAGUGCAGAUUCCAAAGAAGUCUUCAUUUGUAAGAAUUCGGAUUUGUAAGAAGCCAGCCAGUUAACUGAGCACACCUUCUCUCCAAGACAAAGAAUCCACAGACACAAACCGCAGAGGCCUGAAGCACCACUCAGAUUUCGCCCGUGGCUCCCUCUGUACCCAGUAUUGAAAUACACCACUGUCUGCUCCAGCCGUUCAGGAAAGACAAGUACAAAACAAAUAAGAAAGUACUUUGUGCUUAGGAUUGCGAUCAGCGCCCAAGUUGCUUUGAGUAAGACCAGGGAAGAACUAAUUCUCGGUCCUAAGUACAAAGGCCAUUGAGAGGCAGAGGGGACAGGGCUUUAGCGGUAGGUGAACUGGGCUUUAAGGAGGAGCAGUAACAGGUCAGUCCUGGGAGAACGGGGUGGAGAAAAAGUUGGUUUGAAGGAAGGAUUGGGGCAGAAGAGAGGGUGGGGCAAGUGGGCUCCGCCUUCUGCCUCUGAGUUCCAGGUCAGCGACCGGUUUUCUGUGUCCCAAGGAGACAGUUGGUGUCCCUGUGGCCUUGUUGUGUCUUGGUUCACAUUCUCCUCCAUCCAGAGCAUGGGUUGACUCAACUGUGGCAGACAGCAAGUCAGGCUGAGAGGUGCCCUGGGAGGGACCAUGGUGCCAAGGCAGUUGUGGGGGAAACUGAAGCAGUCAUUUCUCUUCCUGAGCAGCGCUUCGCUCCUUCUGGGACUGGCUUUACUGGUCAUACAGCCUGACAUUGCCCCUUUUGCUUAUUUCUUCCUCUGCUUGGCUGGCUUCUGCUUUCUUGCCUGCCUCCUGUCCUGUGCGGUGGAACGGAGCCUCCGAGCAACGCAGAGCUCAAGGCCGACUGAGAAUUCAGAGGCCCCAGGCAAUGCACGGGACAAUGAGGCUUUUGAGGUACCAACCUAUGAACAGGCCGUAGUGAUGGACUCAGAAACACAGCACCACCUCCAAGAGCUGGAGCAACCACCCCCUUACAGCAGUGUCGUUAUAGCCCCAGGAGUUGAGGGGGCGCAGCCUAGCCAGCUAGAGAGGCCCAGCCCAGGAAGGCUGAAGAGACGAGUGGGCUCAGAGGGGACAAUGUCUCGCAGAGGAAAUGCUGGAGGAGCUCUUCGACUUAGGGGCCCACGAGUUGCAUCCACUGCUCCCGAUCUGCAAAGCUUGAGGGUGGCCCCCAAACUGGAGCCCACUACUCCACCCCCUGCCUACGACAUCGGUUUUGCUUACCCUGAAGAUGACAAUGUUUUCUAUGAAGACAAAUGGAUACUUCCCUAGGCAAUGCUCUCAGAACCUAUCAUCGCGGCCCUCCUCUGCCCAGCAUUUCUAACUAUUUAAUCAGAAACUGGUUUUGCCCGGACAUCAUAGACAGGGUCUUCAAACCUGCCCGGAGGCAGACUAUGGAAAGUCCUUCCCAUUUGAGAUACGGGUGGCAGUUGGAUUCAUCUGGAAAAAUUCUGGAGCCCAUCUGACGUCCAGCAUUUCCAGAGUAAGGGGGAAAUGAGAGAGAGAGAGAAACUGGAACGUUACCUCGGAGUGACAGUUGUUUCAUCAAACCUCGCUUAGAUUCCUGGUGGGGUAUUACAUAACAGGGUAAUUAGAGACUCUAAGGGUGGGGGGGGGGCUGGAGAGUUUUCACAAAAACAAGAUGCUAGUAA